GUCUGCAUUUUUGUCAGAGCAUAAUCGAUGUUUAAAUAACCUUUUAUCAGCCACUCAGGAACUAAUCAACUUGGCUUCAUAAUGAAGCGGCGAGCUGAUUCUGGGGCCAUUGUUCCUGCUGUUCGCCUUUAAAUCAAGACCAGUUCUAAACUGCGACGGCGGCCCUUUCGUUGGUGUGUGAUUGGGAUAGCGUUCGUACCUCCACUUAUCAGGGAGAUUUAUAAAGACUCCCGGACACAGUCGCGAUUCUGUUGACUCUGGGAUUCCUUAAAUAAGAAUUUUGAAGAGGGGGAAAUGAUAUCAAUGAAGACCAACAGGGACAUGGAUAUUUACAAGAGACAGUUUCGAUCGCAGGAAUUUGCUCGUGAGCUCAACAAGCGCGAGCAGCGUCGGCUAGACCAAGAGGUCGGGGGGAGGGGAGGUAUCGAGGCCGAGUACAGAUUUAAUCUGGACAAGGUCAACCAAGAACGCAAGGAAAUAGAAAAGGAAUUGAACAAAAUUCGAGGCGGCGUUCAUAAACAACUUGGCCAUCAUGCUACCCUGUCAAGCGACAAGAAAUUUCAUCAUCCAAAAUUCAAAGAAUUGGGAAUGAAAGACGUCAGCAGUAGGAGUCCAAGACUGCAAAGAAAAGCUCCCCCGGAGAACAACUCACGCGGGAGGGACUCCAGUCCAAUGAACGCGGAGAUGCUUAUUCAGUAUCUUCAGAGUUUCAACGAAGCGCAUGCGCAAGAACAUAAUGAUCUUCUAGAUGGGAUCAAAGGUUCAGGUCGCAUCAAUCAAAAUAAAUAUAAUGAUCAUCCACAUGUGCAAAUAAAUCCAUUGAUAAUAUCAGAUCAGCCGAAGCCUAGUGAAGCGGAAAACUCAAAUGACUUUGAGGAACAGAAGCAAUAUAUACAAACAUUAAGUGACAGUCAGUCGCAGGACGUGCCAUCUAACGAGCCAACUGGUACGAAGGAGCCCUCUCUACAAAUAUCCAGAAACGAAAGUGGAGAGAUAACUACGGAGAUGAGUUCCCCUCGGCACAGUCCCGUCAGACGGAUGUCUUUAGACAAGGGCAGGCAUAUAGUGCCAGGAACCAGUCCUCCGAAACACAGCGCUGUCAGGCGGCUGUCGCUAGACAAAGGGAAGGGUUCCAACGAGGAUAUUCGUGGUCAUCCAACUUCAGCAAGAAAGUCGCCUACAGAGAAAGGGAAAUUCCAUCAUGAUGACUUUCAUGGUCAUCUAACGCAUCCAACUUCAGCAAGAAGAGCGUCUAUAGAGAAGGGGAAGUUCAAUCAUGAUGCAGUUCAUGGUCAUUUAACGCAUCCAACUUCGGCCAGGAGAUUUUCUUUAGACAAAGGGAGAAUCCAUCAUGAUGAUGCUCGUGGUCACCCAACUUCAGCUAGAAGGUCGUCUAUGGAGAAAGGAUCACACCAUCCUCCCGUGAUAGUUAACGAAGAAAAGAUUCCUUAUUCGCCAGUUGAGGACCCAAAAACUGUGAUAGAGAUUGAGAAUGCUGUAAAAGAACUUGAGAUCGAGAGUGUGGAGACGCGAAAGGUGCCAACAGAGGAGGAGCAGCAGAAACCUAGCAAAGUCGCCAUCGGUCCGGAGUCGUUCAAUCCGGACGGGUCACUGAAGACUAUGUACACAGCGCCCCCUUUUGAACAGACGUGGGAGGAGGCGAAAAAGGCUCGCUACAUCAGGACCCGCGAGCCGUUAGAAAGGGACAGACAGUUAACGACCAACGAAAUAUUCGACAAAACCUCAUAAACUUUGGAAUUUAAGCCUUCUAGAUAUUCAGGCUAGUCAUAUGUGAUCUAUUUUUUAUUUCUUUGUUAUAUUUAAAUUUUCAUAAUGAUACAACUUUAACCCAUUUUGAUUUAAUGACUUGACUUCCAAAAACAAUGUUAUCGGUCUAACCGAUCGUUUGAUUGGAGGUUACGUGUGUUUUGCAUUGGAGUACUUCCAUUUUACGUACAAAAUAUUUUUGUACUUUGUAUUGCAUUACGUUUUGCCAAGUAAACAAGUUACUAUGA
Magallana angulata is the source of this 2015-nucleotide messenger RNA. RefSeq lists its product as uncharacterized. The transcript has 2 exons. Lineage: Eukaryota; Metazoa; Mollusca; Bivalvia; Ostreida; Ostreidae. The record is from RefSeq and is a predicted model, not a curated record. The coding region runs from base 295 to 1749 and encodes 484 amino acids.